Messenger RNA from Aspergillus fischeri NRRL 181, 1134 nucleotides. Its product is annotated as NAD-dependent epimerase/dehydratase family protein. Lineage: Eukaryota; Fungi; Ascomycota; Eurotiomycetes; Eurotiales; Aspergillaceae. Bases 1 to 1134 code for a protein of 377 amino acids. The transcript is spliced from 5 exons. The record is from RefSeq and is a predicted model, not a curated record.
AUGGGAUAUAACAUCCUCGUCACCGGUGGCUCAGGCUACCUGGGAGGCACACUUUUGAACCAGUUAAAAAGCGCAGACCUCCCCAAAUACCACAAGCUGUUUGCAUCUGUGAGAACCUCCGCCCAGGCCGAGGCCGUGAAGCAGUACGCCGCCGAACCCCUGCAGUUUGAUAUGCAGGACGAGGCCAGCGUGCGCGACAUCAUCUUGCAAAAGAGAAUCAAUGUUGUCUUCUUUCUCGUCGACGCAAUCAGCUCGAGCACUCAAGAGUCCUUUAUCAAGGCGUUGGCGGAACUGAGCAAGACGACUGGACAGGACGUGCAUUUUCUUCAUGCAAGUUCUCAUCCUUGGACCAGUGGAGCGAAAGCGUUCUCCAACCAUGCUGGAGCUCCAACUGAUCGUCUUCUUCUCGACGAUGACCCCAACUUGUACGAGAUUCAGAAAUCUCAGCGGUCCUCGCUCCCGAUCAUGCAACGGGGCGUGGAAACAAACAAUCGGAUCAUAGAUCUGAGCGAAUCUCUCGGUGUGAAAAGUUACAUAUUCUCCCCCUGCGUGGUUUAUGGUAAAGGAGAAGGAUUCGGGAACAUGGUGUCGAUCCAAACAGCUGCUAUCGUGAGAGCAGCCAAAGCAACUGGGCGAGUAUACAAUCUGAAUGAAAGAGACGACUGGACUUGGCCGGUCUGCCAUUUGCUUGACAACACCACGUUGUACGUCGAGAUACUGCGGAAGAUACUUUCACGCGAAGAUAUCCCCCACGGUCGAAAUGGUUACUACCUCCCGUCAAGUGGUCGGGUUGCAUGGAAAGACGUUUACGCAUCCAUUGCCACUGCGCUUUUCAAAAGAGGUCUCCUCGAGGAUAGUGCUGUUUAUUCGUCCGACGAUGACAUCCUAGGUGCUAUGGCUGCGGCGCUCGAGUCACCGAAAGAGAUGGUCGCGGUCCAAAUUGGCGGCGAGUAUGCGAAUCCCUCUCAGGUCAAAGGUCACAAGAGUAACUGGUUUUCACACAGAUGUCUUUUGGAAGCAAGGAAUGGCCUCAAAAUUGGCUGGAAGCCGGUGUUCCCUCCUGAGCAUAUCCUCGAUGUCCUCGAUCAAGAAGUCAAUCUCGUUCUUUGCGACGAUGCUCAGAAGUCUCGCUGA